GCGGCGGGGCGGAGCCGCUGUGCGGAGGGAGGUGGUGCGCCGUGACGGGAAGGGCGGCGCGUGGCCAAGGCGCCUGCUUCUUCCGUCGCGUCUCGGCGGUUGGGGCCGGGCCGGGCGAGCUGGGGCCGGGGCGGCGGCGGUGGGAUGAUGAUGGCGUACUUCGUGGAGAGCUUCUGGGGGGAAAGGAACAAUGGCUUUGACGUUCUCUAUCAUAACAUGAAGCACGGACAUUUGUCAACAAAAGAAUUAGCCGACUUUAUUAGAGAAAGGGCUACAAUAGAGGAAGCGUAUUCAAGAUCAAUGACAAAACUUGCCAAAUCAGCAAGCAAUUACACACAACUUGGGACAUUUGCACCAGUUUGGGAUGUUUUUAAAACCUCAACAGAAAAACUAGCAAGCUGCCACUUGGAUCUUGUGCGGAGAUUACAAGAGCUAAUAAAAGAAGUUCACAAGUAUGGAGAUGAACAAAUUAAAGCUUAUAAAAAGACUAAAGAAGAAGUUUCAGGAACAUUGGAAGCAGUGCAAAACAUUCAAAGUAUCACUCAGGCAUUACAGAAGUCAAAGGAAAACUACAAUGCAAAAUGUCUUGAACAAGAGCGUUUGAAAAAGGAAGGAGCAACACCAAGAGAAAUUGAUAAGGCAACAGUUAAAUCGAAGAAAGCUACAGAUACCUACAAACUGUAUGUGGAGAAAUAUGCUGCAGUUAAAUCUGAUUUUGAACAGAAAAUGACAGAAACUGCACAAAAGUUUCAAGACAUUGAAGAAACACAUCUUCUUCAUAUGAAAGAGAUCAUAGAAUCAUUGUCAAAUACCAUAAAGGAUAUUCAUUUACAAAUAGGAGAGGUACACGAAGAGUUUAUUAAUAACAUGACAAAUACUACAGUUGAGAGUUUAAUACAAAAAUUUGCUGAGUCAAAAGGAACUGGCAAGGAAAGACCAGGUCCUAUUGAAUUUGAGGAAUGUAAUACAUCCAGUGCAGUUGAAGGGAUAAAACCAAGGAAGAGGAAGCCGUUUGGUUUAUCAGGAAUAAUGAAAAAAGAAAAAGAUACUGAAUCUGUAGAGUGUCCGGAUGCAGACUCAGUUAACAUUCCUGAUGUAGAUGAUGAAGGAUACAGCAUUAAACCAGAAACAACGCAGGAUAUCAAAGAGAACCAUUUCUAUUCAUCCAGUGAUUCUGACUCUGAAGAUGAUGAACCCAGGAGGUUCCACAUAGAAAUAAAACCCGUACAGCCAAAUAACAGCUCUCAGUACACUAUGCCUUCUUUGGAUGAAUUAAAAGUAUCUAUAGGGAACAUUGCUCUUUCUCCAGCAAUAUCCAGACACAGUCCUGCACAAAUGAAUCGAAAUUCAUCCAGUGAGGAGUUAACAAAAUCGAAGCUUUCAGCUCCAACAAAUGAAAAGGGGAACAGUGACCUUCUGGCAUGGGAUCCACUCUUUAGCAGUUCUCUUGAAUCUUCCUCUUCAGCCUCUUUGGCAUCCUCAUCCUCAUCAGCAAGACCCACAACUCCUCUUACUGUAGGCACCAUUGUACCCCCUCCAAGGCCUGCUUCAAGAACAAAAUUGUCUACAGGGAAACUUAGUGGAAUUAAUGAAAUACCUAGGCCAUUCAGCCCUCCACUGACCUCUAAUUCAAGUCCACCACCUGCAGCUCCCUUGGCACGUGCAGAGAGCAUCUCUUCAAUAUCCUCUUCUGCUUCCCUUAGUGCAGCAAAUACACCUACAGUUGGUGUUUCACGUGGUCCCAGCCCUGUCAGCCUUGGAAACCAGGACACCUUGCCUGUUGCAGUAGCCCUUACUGAAUCUGUUAACGCCUACUUUAAAGGAGCAGAUCCCACAAAAUGUAUUGUGAAGAUCACUGGUGAUAUGACAGUAUCAUUCCCAAGUGGGAUUAUUAAAGUCUUCACCAGCAACCCAUCUCCAGCUGUGCUCUGCUUCAGGGUAAAAAACACAAGCAAACUAGAGCAGAUUCUUCCAAAUGCACAACUUGUAUACAGUGAUCAGUCGCAAAGUGACUCCAGUACUAGGGAUUUUUGGAUGAACAUGCAAGCUAUAACUGUCUACCUCAAGAAAUUAUCAGAGCAGAAUCCAUCUGCAUCCUAUUAUAAUGUGGAUGUUUUAAAGUAUCAGGUAUCUUCAAAUGGCAUCCAGUCCACUCCCUUGAAUCUUGCAACUUACUGGAAAUGUAAUGCUAACACUACUGAUGUGAGAGUGGAUUAUAAGUACAAUCCAGAGUCUAUGAAUGUGCCUAGUAUGCUGUCUAAUGUACAGGUUGUGGUACCAGUAGAUGGAGGAGUAACAAACAUGCAAUCACUUCCGCCUGCAAAAUGGAAUGCAGACCAGAUGAAAGCUUAUUGGAAAAUAUCUAGCAUUUCAGAGAAAUCUGAGAAUGGAGGUUCUGGAUCCCUCAGGGCAAAAUUUGAACUUUCAGAAGGACCCAGUAAACCAGCAACACUUGCAGUGCAAUUCAUCAGUGAAGGAAGCACUCUUUCAGGAGUAGAUAUAGAGCUAGUAGGCACUGGCUAUCGACUUUCCCUCCUUAAGAAGAGAUUUGCCACUGGACGGUAUAUGGCAGACUGCUGAUGAACCUGUGAAAGUCAUUGCAUUAAAGGAAUACAAGAAGCCCACUCUGCCCCCUCUCCUUUUCAAACACUAUUUUCACAUGCAUUAAUUUUUUUUAAAACAUUGACCUACUCUGAGGCCGAACUACAGAACAGAAAAUGCACUUUCAAAAGUCAUUUUGCAGAGUUUGUAUUACUUUAUAAUAGCACUGAAGUUAACUUCAACACUGUCUGUAAAUGAUCAACUGCAAUAUUGGGGAAACUUUGUUAAAAUUUUAGUAAAUCUAUAUAGAAGUCAAAAUAGCAAUCAAUAGUUGUAAUGAAAGUAUGAAAUUGUAUGUUAUACUGUAAACAUUAAACCUAAAAAUGUAGGAGAGCAAGUAAGAAUAUUUGAGCUUUCCAUAGUACUCAUUUUUCAGUCUCCUUAAUUGCCAGUUUUUAAAGAAAACAGGGGCAAACUUAUAUGUAGUUCCUCCAUACACUUGUGCCAUAAAACUAUUCGAGUUAGAGUUGUACAAAAAAUGUAACUUGAUGCCCAUGUAUCAUAUAUUAUUAACACGUAUGUUGUUUUAUAUAGUGUUCUUUCUCCUAAGUGCAAUGUGCUACAAAAUUGCAAAAGACAGAAAAGAUUUACUUCUGCAGUUAGUGAAUUUUAUGGGCGUUGUGAUUGUUUGAAUUAAUGCUGUAGAUUUAAUUUAUUUUUAUAUGAAUUUCAUAACAUUUGUGCCUUUAAAAAAGCCUGUGCCUAUCCAAUUUGUUAUUCAUGUGCCUCACUUCCUCUUUCAAAGUUUGGCCAUUCAUAAAGAAAGUGUGGUGUUUGUGUAAUACAACUUCAUAAAAACUCUUUUGAUGGGGAUUUAAAAGGGAGAUCUGCAGAAGCUGGAAGUUGUUUUAGAGAAGAUUUAAAAUAGUGGAUUACUCCCUCAUGGGGUAAUUGCAAUAAAUGCAUCCAUAGUAAAGGGAGAUGCAUCCUGCAGGACGUUGAAAUUUUGAAAUCCUAACUGUAAUGUCACCAAAGAUGAGAAUCUCGAAAGAUGGCAACAAGCGCUUUUAAAGGAAACAAGCAUUUCCCUUUACAUUGACUGCAUUAAGUGCUUUUGGAAUUGUGUGAUGUGAAUGUAAACAGUACUUUGGGAGGAAUAUCAUUUAAGAUGGGGAUAUUAUGGCAGCAAGAUGACUAUACUGCCAUUUUUAUUAGUUUUACUUUUUUCUGUAACUAGCAGUUUUAAUAUUUCUCAUCUACUCUUCUUGCCGCAGCCUAAGCACAGAAAAGUGACAUAUUAGUAACAUUUUUUAAAGCAAGUUACUAGUUUAGAGAAUCUUUUAUGUAUUUGUAUUAUCAAAUGAUUUUUUCAAUACAGGAAUCAAAAUUAUUGGGGCAAAGUAAUUUAAUAACCUGCAAGUGGGAAUUUUAUAUGACCAUUCUGAAUACCGAUAUCUACUUCAAAUUCUCUGUUAAGACAAUAAAACUUGCUUGAACUAAUUCAUGCAAACCAGUAGUGAAUUGGACUGCUGAAGGUUUACAAUAAACUAAGCUUUAGAGAGGCUACAUAAAAUCUAAUGUAUGCUAUACACUUGGCAGAUGAGAUUUCCGUUAUUUGCUCUAAGCAGAUAUUGUACUUUACACCUGAUUGGAAAAGUAUAUCUGGCUUUUAAUUUGGUGAUCUUACUGAACAAGGAAUUUCUAACUGAUACAAAAUGGUACAGUCUUUUUACUGGAAUCUUAAUUGUAAUCUGCUUUGCAAUCAAACUGUGUUUAACAUAACAGCGUUUCAUUAAUGAAAACCCAAAACUGUAUAUCUGUUCUUAAUGAACUAUUACUUUCAUUUCUAAGUUGAAUGAAGUAGUUACUUUUCGGCACUUUCAAACUAUUCUUCAUUCGGGUGAUUAUACAUACAUUUGCAUUGGGUGCAGGUUACAAUUUUGAAGCCAUACAGGUUUAUAUAGACUUUUUGUAAAGAAAUUCAAAAGCAAUGUAAAAAGUACAUGUAGCAAUCUGAUGGGGAAAAGAAAAAAAAACAUGUAGCAAGCUGGUUCUUGCUUGUGUAUACAGCAAUAUCCUUUGUAGCUGCCUCUGAAAAAAAUUAAUUUGUAAACACAACUCUAAAGGAUCUGAGUUUUUAUGGAUUAUUACUACGUCAGACUGUAAAUUAGAGCACACAAGUUUAUCUUACAAAAAUUGUAAAUACUUCUGAUUUUUCAUAAAAUGUAAAUUUAAAAUAUGUUGCACCCGUAAUAAACAUGUAAUAUAUAAUUUAAAUACUGAUUUAUAUUGCUUAUGCUUUUGUAAUCAAUCCCACUGGGUUUCCAAGCAAUACAAAAAUAUGACGAAACUAUGUACUGAAUGUUUGUGAAGUGUGAAUCAAUUUGUAAGUAAUACGUAGUACAGAUAAUAUAUGAACUGUUUUAUAUACCUAAAAAACAACACAACAAAGGUGGGUGGAAAGACAACUUCUGUAAAGAGUUGACAUCUUUACUGUGCUUGGGAAAAAGUUUAAAAUGUCUUGUGCCUUUACUAAGUGGAUAUAUGUAACCAAUAAUUAGGAUUAGGCAAAGCUGCAGAGACGUUUGUCAGAAAAGUAUUGACUUUGUAGACAUGAGCUAACUUGUAGCUGCUUUCUCUUAAUAGAACUACCAAAUGCUGUACAUUCCCUAACUUCCUUAAUAAGCAUAUAUUUUGUCCAAGUGUGCAGUUCCACAAAGCAGGAGGUUACUUAAGUACUACUAUUUCCAUGGUCUGAGAGUAGUUCUUUGAAGCUGAAAAAGCGCAGAAACAGAAGUUGGAGCUAAACAAACAUAUGUUAGAAUCUGUUUCUUUCCCACCAGUCCCACCAUCUGUAUUGUUUCGUAAGUAAUGGCUUAUUGACUUUCUCAGCUGGCUGGAUAUCAGUUCAAUAAGUACUGUUCUUGUCAUGCUGGAAAGUAAUAGUCCAAGGGUUUGAUUAUUAUCUUCUGCUGCAAGACAAGAAUGAAGAAUGCAAAUGCCCUAUGGCCACUGUCCCGUGGCCUGAACAAAUGGUCCACCUAGCUCAGGACUCUGUCUUCAGCAAAGGCAGAAUAAUGAACUGUGGCAAGGAGAACUUCAAGGCCUUUUGCUUUCUACUCACCCAGCAUCCUCAGUCAUUGGCUAUGGAUGUAAAAGUGUACAACUCUGCUCAGCCCUUCUAGUAGUCAUUUAACUUGCUGCCCUGGCACUUCUGUUAACAUUUGACUUGUUACUGUAAGCCAGUGCCCAGGUACUACUCAGAACUGGAUUUAUACUGCUCAAGCAGGGUUGUAAUUAUCUAAGUGCAUUAUCAGGUAGUUUUUUGGGGAUAAUGGGCUACCUUUACAACCGCCAAAUAAUAUUUAUGUAGGGUAUUUGAAGAAGCUAAAUUAUUUGAUUAUCAGCUGGAACUGUGUGGGAGUUACAGUGUCGUGGGUUUUGCCAUCUACUAGAAAGGAAGGUCUUGCAUCAUGCCAAAAAUCAUUACAUUUCAAGUUUUGCAUGUUUGAGAAGUUUAAGAUGCAUAUCUUAAUAUCUGUGUGCCUACCUUUUGUUUUCUUGGCAUUGCUAGAUAAUUGGUUUCCAUUUCAGUUAUCAUGAAAGGGCGGUUUUAGAGCACAUAAGAAAAAAAUCAAAUUCCUGCAAGGACAGAGUAAGCUAAAAACAUUUCAAGGAACUAAAGCAGCAAAUAGCACAUUUACCAUGGGGUGCCCUUGAUGGGACUGAUUACCAGGACUCUCUAUUGAAAACCUGAUGUUUAUCUACAGCUGUGCAUAUUAUUACACUACUGAGUACUCCUUCUCAAUGCUGUUUGACCUCCAUGUUUACUGAUAUGUUGAUUUUUAAGUUCUCCUUUAGCUAACAACAAUAGAAAGCAUCCAGCCUUUAAAGAAUAAAGUAAUCUUAGAAACA
Molecule: messenger RNA, 6456 nt
Organism: Numida meleagris (helmeted guineafowl)
Lineage: Eukaryota; Metazoa; Chordata; Aves; Galliformes; Numididae
Gene: FCHO2
Product: FCH domain only 2
Exons: 26
Coding region: 145-2580 (811 amino acids)
Biological process (GO): clathrin coat assembly; clathrin-dependent endocytosis; synaptic vesicle endocytosis
Cellular component (GO): clathrin-coated vesicle; plasma membrane; cytoplasm
Source: RefSeq, a predicted model, not a curated record